AGAAUGAAUCAUCAAAUCAGAAAUCAGAUCCUCAGACGAGUAUAUAAAGGUACUCGCCUCACUCUUCAGCCUCAUCACACACUGACAUUGCUGGAGAACCAGAGAAGAAUCACUUCAACUGAUAAACAUACCUUACCGAGACACGAUUUGUUAGACUCCCCCAAGUAGCCAUGAACAAUCGAUUGCAGUGCAUGGAGAGGUUGGUGGAGCUCUUUGAGCAAUAUUCGGGCGAUGACAACGCUCUGGACAGGAAGGAGUUUAGAGCAAUGAUGGAAAAAGAGCUCCAGGGAAAAGUCGAUACAAGCGACGUCGACAAGAUCUUUGGCAAGCUGGAUAAGAACGACGACGGCAAACUCGAUUUGGACGAGUACAUCAAAAUCAUAGGUCUACUGAUAAAACAUAUCCACUGCAAAAAGACUGGCAAGGGAUGUGGCAAGUGAAAGGGUAACAAUUAGGUCAUCAGUCAUAUGUCAUCAUUAACAAACAUGUAGGUGAAAGCUAUGCACCUGUUUAACUUGUUUCUCCUGAUGUUGUCAAUAAAACAUUGGCGCUAAAUUAAAAAACUGUGAUGAUCAAUCAA
Syngnathoides biaculeatus (alligator pipefish) is the source of this 580-nucleotide messenger RNA. RefSeq names its product protein S100-A11-like. Gene Ontology annotation, molecular function: calcium ion binding. NCBI's taxonomy places the organism in Eukaryota, Metazoa, Chordata, Actinopteri, Syngnathiformes, Syngnathidae. Bases 171 to 440 code for a protein of 89 amino acids. The record is from RefSeq and is a predicted model, not a curated record. The transcript is spliced from 3 exons. Gene Ontology annotation, cellular component: cytoplasm.